Molecule: messenger RNA, 1160 nt
Organism: Lucilia sericata (common green bottle fly)
Lineage: Eukaryota; Metazoa; Arthropoda; Insecta; Diptera; Calliphoridae
Product: mucin-2-like
Source: RefSeq, a predicted model, not a curated record
AAAAUUUAAAAGUAUUAAAGAAUUUGCUAAUACUUUUUAAUAUUUAAAAGAACAUAUUUUUUUAAAAACAAAAUUAAGUAAAAUAUAUAAAAAAUGAAAUUAUUUUAUAUAUUUUUACUAGCGGCACUGACAGUGACCCAUUCCAAAGCUGAAAUUUUACAAUGUUACGUUUGCGAUGGCGACGAUUGCUCCGAUAUUUCAAAAAUGACCAAAGAAUCUUGUGGACCUGAGGAAAUAACAACACCAGAACCUGAGCCAGUAUCAACAACGGAAUCAACAAGUGGAACGGAAACUACCGAAUCACAUGAUACAACAACUGAAUCAGGUUCAGGAGAACCGGAAACAACAACGGAAUCUGGCGAAACAGCAUCGACUACAGAAAGUCCUGAAUCAACAACAGGCUCAGGCGCAACAACGACUACUGAAUCUGCAGCACCAACAACAACAAUUGCUCCAGAAACGACAACAAUUGGAAGUGAAACAACAUCGGAAGCUAGUCCUGAAAUAACAACUACUAGUGCUCCGGAAACAACCACUUCAGGAUCUGUUACAACAACUAAUACACCUGAAUCAACAUCAACUGGUGCUACAGAAACGACAACUAAUACACCUGAAUCAACAACAACUGGUACUCCAGAAACAACAACUUUAGAAACUAUUACUACAACUAACACACCUGAAUCAACAACAACUGGUGCUCCAGAAACAACAACUUCACAACCCGAAACAACAAGCAUUAAACCCGAAUCUACAACUAUUAAAGAUCCGAUAACAACGACUUUGGGGACAGUUGAGCCAGAAUCGACUACUGUUGACGAUCCGGUAACAGCACCAUCUACAGUUCAACCCGAAACAACAACUGUUUCAGCACCAGAAACCCCAACCUCAGGUCCUGCACAACAACACCAUUGCAACCGAAACUACAAUUGUACCAACGAACCAGAAACAACAACCGUUUCCUCACCAGUAACCACAACUGCAGAUUCUACAACAACAACCAAUACAGCCGAAACAAAACUGUUAAUACCAAAUCAAAACGUUCAAUUUCUCCAUCAGCUAAAACUGAAAAAGGGCUGUGUUGCCAUACCAACUGAAAAAUCUGCCUGUGAAGUGGUUGCUGAUAAGGUCGGCGAAGAGAACAUGAUUAAGACUCAUGCAAA